Exophiala viscosa is the source of this 489-nucleotide messenger RNA. Its product is annotated as Sedlin. Gene Ontology annotation, cellular component: TRAPP complex; nucleus; cytoplasm. Lineage: Eukaryota; Fungi; Ascomycota; Eurotiomycetes; Chaetothyriales; Herpotrichiellaceae. The transcript is spliced from 2 exons. Gene Ontology annotation, biological process: endoplasmic reticulum to Golgi vesicle-mediated transport. Bases 1 to 489 code for a protein of 162 amino acids. The record is from RefSeq and is a predicted model, not a curated record.
AUGCAAGAUAACCCUCUGCACAUCUCCCUCUUCCCACCACACGAAGAUGAAGACCUGGACAUGCAAUUCCUCCUGAAUUCCUGCCUAGACAUAUUCGACAUUCGCGCAAAGACGAAAACACUCGAUCAAGACCUGGGUCUCCUUCAAGCCAUCGACGAACGACUUGCGGCCUACGGCUGGCUGACCAACACUGGGAUCAAGUUCAUUAUCGUUGUGGACAUGAUGGGCCGACCUCCAGCUCCAGACCAGGACAAGAGGAGAUUCCCAGCAGCCGUGGGACUACGCGAUGCCGAGAUGAAGCCUGCUUUUCGCGCUGUCCAGACUGCAUACAUUCAACUCAUGUUGAAUCCUUUCUAUAUGCCUGACGACCGAACUCCCCUACAAAUUGCCAACUACGGAGGCAAGAACCCCGAGAUAACGAGCAAGAAGUUCAUCAAUGAGCUUCAGAGGAUAGGCAAGGCAUGGGCACCAGGGUUACCGAACAUAUGA